CUCAACAAAAGGCAGUCCUACUCGAAGUGCAAUGAAAUCUCUUCGGACGGCAAGACAUUUGACUUCAAUUAUGUGAACCGAAGACAAAGAGCGAAGACAGACGACGACUACUUCGACGACGACGACGACCAACAGGUCUCACAACCCGAUUAUAUACCCAAACCCGGCAGUCCUACAGAAGACACCACAAGAGUGGAUGACAACGACAAUGACAACGACGACGACUCGGAAGAGGACCCUUUGGAUGCCUUUAUGGCAGACCUCGAGAAACAGAGUAAACCCGACAAACCCAAGACAUCCAUUGCCUCAAGAAGUGAGCCAUUGAUGGCUAUGAAGAGCACUGUUCUGUCGAAAGCAGUGAAGACUUCAGAAACGAAAGGCAUUAGAGAUGACAUCGAGAGGGAAGACAUAGAAGAGUCGUAUUACAGAUAUAUGGAGGAGAAUCCGAUGGCAGGCGUCGGCACUCUUGUGGGCGAUAGUGACGAUGAGUUGGAGGACAUUGAGUACGACGCCGACGGAAAUCCCGUCGCAGACCACAAGUCAAAGCUCAUCGAUCCGUUGCCACCCGUAUAUCACUCGCAGAUCUCUUACCAAUCAUUUGAAAAGAACUUUUACGUCGAACACGAAGAGAUCAAACAGUUGUCGACUAAUGAUUGCAAUCUAUUGAACCAUAAGUUAGGGAUCAAAGUGUCGGGUCUUACGCCACCGAAAGCUGUGACCAGUUUUGCUCACUUCGGGUUUGACGACCAACUCAUGAAAAGUAUUCGCAAAUUAGAGUACUUCAAGCCGACGGCCAUACAGGCGCUGGCCGUUCCCACAGCCCUCAGCGGUCGAGACAUUAUCGGUAUCGCAAAGACGGGUUCGGGCAAAACGGCGGCAUUUAUUUGGCCCCUUUUGGUCCAUAUCAUGGAUCAGCCGGAGCUCAAGUCAGGCGACGGACCAAUUGGUCUGAUCUUAGCGCCCACUCGAGAGUUAGCGCUACAGAUAUAUACCGAAGCUAAACGAUUUGGUAAAGUGUAUGGCAUUAACAUCGUGUGCGCCUACGGGGGCGGCAAUAAGUUUGAACAGUCCAAGGAUCUCGAGAAUGGCGCAGAAAUAGUGGUGGCGACCCCUGGUCGAAUUAUCGAUUUAAUCAAAAUGAAAGCCACAAACCUCUUGCGGGUGACGUUUCUGGUGUUGGAUGAGGCCGACCGCAUGUUUGACAUGGGAUUUGAACCACAGGUCAGAUCCAUCUGCAAUCACAUCCGACCCGAUCGGCAGACUCUUAUGUUUAGCGCAACGUUUAAGAAAAAGGUUGAGAAGUUGGCCAGAGAUGUACUCCUCGAUCCCAUUCGUAUAGUUCAGGGAGAGGUUGGAGAAGCCAAUGAAGACAUUACUCAAGUGGUACUGAUUUUAGAAGAAGGGCCCAAGAAGUGGGAAUGGCUUACGACUAGGAUUGUAGAGUUCACGUCAAACGGAAGUGUUUUGAUAUUUGUGACCAAGAAGUUGAACGCAGAAGAGUUGGCCACAAAUCUCAAGACUCACGACAUGGAAGUGUCUCUAAUCCACGGCGAUAUGAACCAAAUGGAGAGAAAUAAAGUGAUGUCAGAAUUCAAGAGCAAAAAGUUCCCAAUUCUUGUGGCCACUGAUGUGGCGGCUCGUGGUCUCGACAUCACUCAUAUAAGAACUGUCAUUAAUUAUGAUAUCGCCAGAGAUAUCGACACUCAUACACAUCGAAUUGGACGCACCGGUAGGGCGGGCGAGAAAGGCGUGGCCUAUACUUUGGUUACUGAAAAGGAUAAAGAAUUUGCUGGACAUCUGGUAAGGAAUCUGGAGGGCGCUAACCAAGAAGUGCCGCCAAAACUACUGGCGCUCGCAAUGCAGAGCCAGUGGUUUAAAAAGUCGCGAUUCAAAGAGAAGGGCGCGAAGAGACUCAAUGUCGGCGGCGCUGGGCUUGGCUUCAAGACUAGACCACGACUUGGAUUGGGAGCUAAGGGCUCCACCUCAUCGACAUCGACAUCCAAUUAUGAGAGUCACGACACCUAUUCCUCGAGUAUCAUCUCUACUGUUCCCACGACCACCUCAUCGUCCAAAGACUCGUCCAAAUCGCAGCGCGUGAAUGCCAUGAGGUCUGCAUUUCAGGCCCAAUACAAGUCACAGUUCACGGCCGCUACUGACACGAGUUGGACGGCUAAUACCGGCGCCGACGAUAAACCCCGUAAAAAGAGUCGUUGGAAUUGAAUGGGUUUCUAACUAUCAUAUAUUGAGGCUGUGAGGGGCCCUCCCGGCCCACCAUUCACUAUACAA
Oppiella nova is the source of this 2286-nucleotide messenger RNA. The record is from the annotation of a GenBank genome assembly. NCBI's taxonomy places the organism in Eukaryota, Metazoa, Arthropoda, Arachnida, Sarcoptiformes, Oppiidae.